Globicephala melas (long-finned pilot whale) is the source of this 7031-nucleotide messenger RNA. It is a transcript of the gene TRIOBP, whose product is annotated as TRIO and F-actin binding protein. The record is from RefSeq and is a predicted model, not a curated record. Gene Ontology annotation, molecular function: actin filament binding. Gene Ontology annotation, cellular component: actin cytoskeleton. Lineage: Eukaryota; Metazoa; Chordata; Mammalia; Artiodactyla; Delphinidae. Gene Ontology annotation, biological process: positive regulation of substrate adhesion-dependent cell spreading.
AAUGAAGCACCUAGAAAGAGCCUAUGCGAGUGGCAGGGGCGUGGUCUUCGUCCACCUUCAAGGCAACGUUCUGAUUCAUUGUUAAAAUAGAAAGGCUGUGACCCCUGGCACCUCACCCCAGCACCCCCUUGUGUGUGGAAACCCGAGCCGAGGUUUGAUGGUGAAGGAGCCAGGAAUCUUCUCCCUGGUUGCCCCAGGGGAGGAUGUGAAAUUCCCCAGCUCUCCGCCAAGAUUGGCAACUAAGGCCAGAUCCCCUGUGACGCUUUGGAGGAAACUCGACAGGCCCCACCAUCGGAUUGCAGGAGCUGCCCUGGCCUGAUUCAACUGAUAUGGAGGGGGUGGCUGGGAAUGCCCCCUGUGACCACUUUGAAGCUAAUGUGCUUGCCCAGAGAUGCUGUCAAAACUGCUUCCACACUGAGGAGGCCCACAGAGCAAGGCAUCAGGAACCCGGGAGCCCUCCAAGUGCUGAGGCGCCCUAUUGCGACCUGCCGCGCCGCCCAGCCGCCCCUGAGGACCCGCUCGGUGCCUCGACCUCCAACUGCCAGUCUGUGGUGGGUUCGGGCCUUGGGCCAGGGCCUGAAAGGGGCCCAUCAACAGGGCUCCCUGCAGAGGGCCUCACAGCCACCCCCAGGACGCAGGAACCCGAGGCAGCACCCUACCUGGAGGGCCUGGCCUCCUCCCUGUGCGGCAACUUCAACGAGAGCCCUGACUCUGGCACCAGCUCCAGCUCUGACUGCGAAGCCCCUGAUGAUACCAGCGACUCGUCUUCCGUGGACUGGGACACUGUUGAGAGGCAAGAGGAGGCCCCCAGUGGGGACAAGUUCACCGUGAUGAUCCCACGGAAGCCACAGGAGGGGCCAAGGGCUGACAGUGCCCGAAGGGCUCCUCCUCUCCUCACCCGGUCCCCUGUAGGAGGAGACACUGCAGGCCAGAGAAAGGAGGGCUCUGGUGGUGGGAACCGAAGCGCCGGACAGCACUGGGCGAAGCUCCGGGGAGAAAGCGCGUACUUCUUGGAGCGGCACCGGUCGGCGCUGACCCCGGUCUCUCCCGCGACACCACAGAGUGGUGCUCGAAGUACCACCCCCCAGGCUUCCUCUCUCCAUCGCUCUGCUUCCACACAACUCGAUACCUCCCGAGCCUCCUCUCCCCCACGACUUGCCCAACGGGACAACCCCAGAACCUCAUCCACCCAGCAGGACACCCCCAGGACCUCUUCCACACAGCGGAACACCCCCAGAGCAUCCUCUCCCUCAAGAGUCGCCCAACGGGAUAACCCCAGAACCUCGUCCAUCCAACAGGAUACCCCUAGGGCCUCUUCCACACAACAGAACACCCCCAGACCAUCCUCUCCCUCAAGAGUCGCCCAACGGGACAACCCCAGAACCUCGUCCACCCAACAGGACACCCCCAAGACCUCUUCCACACAGCGGAAUGCCCCCAGAGCAUCCUCUCCCUCAAGAGUUGCCCAACGGGAUAACCCCAGAACCUCGUCCACCCAACAGGACACCCCCAAGACCUCUUCCACACAGCGGAACACCCCCAGAGCAUCCUCUCCCUCAAGAGUUGCCCAACGGGAUAACCCCAGAACCUCGUCCACCCAACAGGAUACCCCUAGGGCCUCUUCCACGCAACAGAACACCCCCAGAGCAUCCUCUCCCUCAAGAGUCGCCCAACGGGACAACCCCAGAACCUCGUCCACCCAACGAAAUAAUCCUCAAGUUUCCUUUCCCCCCAGAGCCACCCAACAAGACAACUCCAGAGCCUCUUCUACCCAACAGGACAGCCCUCAAGCUCCUGUCCCUACUUGUACUCACCAGAGGGACAACCCCAGACCUUCUUGUAUUCAACAGAACACUCCCAGAACCUCUUCUACCCAAAGGGACAACCCCAAAACCUCUUGUGCCCAACGGGACAAUCCCAAAUCCUCUUCCUCACGGCGGGAAAACCCAGGAAGCUCCUCCUCUCAGGGCUGCACCCAACGGGACAAUCCCGGACCUUCCUCUCCCCGUCGUUCCUCUCAGCGGAACAAUCCCAGGAAUUCCUCUCCCCAUCGUACUAACAAAGACAUUCCAUGGGCUUCCUUUCCCCUCCGGCCAACCCAGGGUGAUGGCCCCCGAACCUCUUCCCCAUCUCGCUCCAAGCAAAGUGAGGUUCCCUGGGCAUCCAUUGCCCUCCGGCCAACCCAAAGCGACAGGCCUCAGACCUCAUCUCCCAUCAGACCAGCUCAGCGUGACUCACCCCAGCGCUCCUCCAGCCCCACCCAGCACAACUCACCAUCCCGGGCCACUUCCUCCUCCCACCUGCCAAGCCACCACAGUGCCUCCCGGACCUCCUCGCCUCUGCACCCUGCUACCCGCGGUGCACCCCAGACCUCUCCGGAGCCCUCCCAGCCCCCCUGCCCUGUGUGCAUUGGGCACCGGGAUGCCCCUCGAGCCUCCUCGCCUCCUCGCUAUUUGCAGCAUGACCCCUUUCCCUUCUUCCCAGACCCCCACGCAUCUGAGAGUGAAUCGCCCCACCAUGACCCCCCCUAUAUGCCCCCAGCCGUAUGCAUUGGACACCGGGAUGCCCCUCGGGCUUCCUCACCCCCCCGCCACACCCAAUUUGACCCCUUUCCCUUCCUCCCAGACACGUCAGAUGCUGAGAACCAGUCCGCCCAGCACGAGCCUCCUCAGUUCCCCCCCACUGUGUGUAUCGGGCACCGUGACGCACCCCGGGCCUCCUCCCCGCCGCGCCAAGCCCCAGAGCCCUCCCUCUUGUUCCAGGAUCUCCCCAGGGCCAGCACCGAGAGCCUUGUCCCCUCCACAGACUCUCUGCACGAGCGCCUCCACAUCCCCAGCCCUGUAUGCAUUGGGCACCGUGAUGCACCCUCCUUCUCGUCCCCGCCCCGCCAGGCCCCCGAGCCCUCCCUCUUCUUCCAGGACCCCACUGGGACUAGCAUGGAGAGCCUGGCCCCCUCCACCGACUCUCUGCGUGGCUCCCCAGUGCUGCCCCCUCAAGUGUGCAUAGGGCACCGGGAUGCCCCUCGAGCCUCCUCUCCACCCCGCCACCCGCCCAGUGACCUAGCGCUCCUGGCACCCUCACCUCCGCCAGGCAGCUCGGGGGGCUCCCGGGGCUCGGCACCCCCGGGUGAGACCAGGCACAACUUGGAGAGGGAGGAAUACACCGUGCUGGCCGACCUGCCCCCACCCAGGAGGCUGGCGCAGAGGGAGCCAGGGCCCCAGUGCAGCAACGGGGGCCGCACCCGCAGCCCUGGCCGCGCAGAGGUGGAGCGCCUCUUCGGGCAAGAGCGCAGGAAGUCCGAGGCACCGGGGGCCUUCCAGACCCGGGAUGAGGGGCGGUCGCAGCGGCCCAGCCAAGUUCAGAGCCAACCUCUCCGAAGACAGUCCAGCCCUGCCCUCAGCAGGGAGGUAACCAAGCCCCUCGCGAAGCAGGCAGAACCGGCCCGGCGGAGCCGAGCAGAGCCCCCUCGUCCCAGGAGCCCCGAGAGGCGGCCUGAGGGGGAACGGCGGCUCCAGGGGUCCUCGCCGCCCCCGAGGACGUCAGCCAGAACUCCUGAGAGGGAGCAGCGGACAGAGAGCCCUCUGGAAAGAGGCCGGGCGGGCCCAAGACGGCCCCUGGGAGGGCAGCAGAGUCUGGAGGGACCGCCAGGAUCCGGGGACCCACACGGACACCUGGAGAGAGGCUGGGGCAGGCAGGAGGGCCCAGGCCUGGGGGGCUGGCUAGGACUUGGGGGGCCCAGGCAGGGGGCUGCCAGAGCCCCAGAGGAAACCUGGAGGGGCCCUCCCAGGGAGUCUGAGGAGAGCUGGAAGCUGCUGGCUGGCCCCCCCUGCCACAGGGGGCAGGCAGAGGCCUGGGAGGAACCCCCCAGUGCUGGGCCAUGGGAGCCCUCUGGCAGGCCAGCUCAGCGGGGCUGGGGCAGCCUGCAGGAGCUGUCCAGUCCUCACCAGCCUAUGAGGCCCCCAGAGAGCUCCAGGGCAGGCCCAGGAGAGUUCUCGAAACCCCGGAGGCCUGAGACCACCCCUGCCACGGGCUGGGGGGCUGAGGGAGCCUGUCCACACCUGCGUGGCCCCGAGAGGCAGCCCGAGCUUGACUGGAGGGACCUGGUGGGCCUCCUCAUGGCCCCCAGAGAGGGGGCCUGGACCCACUCGGGGGAGCCGACACUCGCCUCCACUCUUCCGAGGCUGGACUGGGAAGGCCUCCUGGAGCUCCUGCAGGCCCAGCUGCCCCGCCGGGACUCGGCUGGACACUGGGGUGGGCCAGGCACAAUUUCCCCAGGCACGAAGGGUACUCUGGAGCUGGAGCCAGAGCGACACACCCAGUCUGAAGGAGGGGCAGGAGCUACUCUGGUCAAUGGAUACAGCCCUGGGCAGUGGCCCCAGAGCUCCGCCCAGCCGCCCAGCCCUGCCGGCAUCUCCACCCAGUGGCCAAAGACCAAAGUGACAAGUGGACCAGAGACCUCAACUAUGGCUGGUCUGGAGGAGACAGGCCAGCUGAGGGGCAGGAGCCCUGCAGAGGGCCCCAGCUCGCUACAAUGGGAGUUCCAAUCCAAGGAGCCUGAGGAGUCAGAAGGAAGCAGAGGCCAAGACUCACUGACUGACCAGAAGCAGGCAGACUCGGCAGACAAGAGGCCAGCGGAGGGCAAGGCUGAGAGCCCACUCAAGGGCCGACUGGUGACCUCAUGGCGGAUGCCCGGGGACCGUCCCACGCUGUUCAAUCCGUUCCUGCUGUCUCUGGGGGUCCUCAGGUGGCAAAGGCCCGAUCUGCUCAACUUCAAGAAGGGAUGGAUGUCAAUCUUGGAUGAACCUGGAGAGUGGAAGAAGCACUGGUUUGUGCUGACCGAUUCAAGCCUCAAGUACUACAGGGAUUCCACUGCUGAGGAGGCAGAUGAGCUGGACGGUGAGAUCGAUCUGCGCUGCUGCACGGACGUCACCGAGUAUGCGGUGCAGCGCAACUAUGGCUUCCAGAUCCACACCAAAGAUGCUGUCUAUACCUUGUCGGCCAUGACCUCGGGCAUCCGGAGGAACUGGAUCGAGGCUCUGAGGAAGACUGUGCGUCCAACCUCAGCCCCAGAUGUCACCAAGCUCUCAGACUGCAAUAAGGAGAACACGCUGCACAGCUACGGCACGCCGAAGGGCUCCCUGAAGGCGGGGGAGCAGCGGGCAGGCUCUGAGGUCAUCGGCUGGGGCGGCCCCCGGAAGGCGGACGGGCAGCGGCAGUCACUGGACUACGUGGAGCUCUCCCCGCUGACUCAGGGCUCCCUGCAGCGGGCCCGCACCCCGGCCCGCGCUCUCGACCGCCCGGCCAAGCAGGAGGAGCUGGAGCGGGACCUGGCCCAGCGUUCCGAGGAGCGACGCAAGUGGUUCCAGGCCACGGACAGCAGGGCCACGGAGACACCGGCCGGCGAGGGUCCGCGCCGGGGCCUGGGUGCCCCCUUGACUGAGGACCAGCAGAACCGGCUCAGUGAGGAGAUCGAGAAGAAGUGGCAGGAGCUGGAGAAGUUGCCCCUGCGGGAGAACAAGCGGGUACCUCUCACCGCCCUGCUCAACCAAAGCCGCGGGGAGCGCCGGGGGGCCCCAAGCGACAGCCAUGAGGCACUGGAGAGGGAGGUCCAGUCCCUUCGUGCCCAGUUGGAGGCCUGGCGUCUCCAAGGGGAGGCUCGGCGUCUCCAAGGGGAGGCUUCUCAUGGUGCACCCAAGUCCCAGGAGGACGGCCACAUCCCCCCAGGCUACAUCUCACAGCGGGUGGACGUGAGCACUGUGCCCAUUUUUACAGACAAGGCCACUGAGCUAUGAGAGGUUAUGUGACUUGCCUGAGGUCAACCUGCCUGCAGAUGUCAGAGGUGGGAUUUGAGCUUGGGUCAGGCUGACUGCAGAGCCUGUGUGUGAGCCCCCACGUGAUCCUCUGUACUUAGACCCCUUCCCCUGCAUGUCUGGGGAAGAGGGGACCUGGUGGAGAGUGGGAUUCCUAAUGGGCAGGCCCCUGGAAGUCGCCCCCUAAACACAGGGAAAUCCUGCCCAUGCCUGCCAGGCCGAGGCCCUGCGCAAGGUGGUCUGCGGGACGUGGGCGCCUCCAGUGGCCCUCGGGAGACGCACGGUCUGCCUAGGACAGCGGCUCUCAACCAAGCUGAUUUUGUUCCCCUGGGGCUAUUUGGCCGUGUCCGGAGACACUUUUGCUUGUUAUGCCUGGGACAACUAGCUCUCCAGAAAAAAUACAUGUGUGUGUACACACUGACACACUUGUAUAUGUUUAUUGUAAAUUUCACUGAUAUAAAGGAUGUUUAGUGUGCAACUUACAAAUAAAAAGUAUGUAAUGUUUUUUAUUGUGAAUUCCAUAUAGCAAAUUGAUUUUUCUCAGAAUACUUUCGUUGAUUUUUUCCGAAUGCUCGUAUCCACAGCCAGCUGACAAGCGAGUAUCGUUCUAACACGAAUGUCGUUUGGCCUUUUCGUUUGUGUGAAUGAGUAAGACAGCAAGACAAAUGUUGAAACUUUACUUGGUCAAUGUCAUAGCAACUUCUUUGCUGAAUUAGAGGAUAGUUUUGUGUUGAGACUAUUUGAGGAUAUUCUUUUAAGAAUAUUUCUCAGGCUUUUGUUCUGUGUACAGCGUGACGGUCGUGGAUAGGGCGCGCCGAUUUGAAGUAUAAUCUGUACUGUGAGCAUUAUCAGCUCUUUCUCAUCUCUUGCUUAAAUCUGGACAAUCAACAAAACAAUAAAUCAAGCCCUGAUUUGUAACGUUUACCAAUUUCCAUGGUGUAAAUACUCCUGCUAUGGCUGAUGUCCCUGAACACAGAGUUGGGAAGCUGUGUGCCCGCCGUCAUAAUGACAUUUCCACCCUAUAGAUACAGGAGACGUAAAUAACCUCAAAGCAUAGCUACUAAUAAAGUGCAGUGAAAUAAUUAGGAAGUGAUGAGUUUUGAGUAUCAGCUUUGUUUUUAAUGUAACAAGUAAUUAUAAGUUUAUAUAAUUUCUAAUAAUGGGUAUGCUAAAUAACCGUGCCACAGAAUUCCUAAAAAUUUUGACAGUCGGCUGCCCCCA